Molecule: messenger RNA, 1434 nt
Organism: Coprinopsis cinerea okayama7#130
Lineage: Eukaryota; Fungi; Basidiomycota; Agaricomycetes; Agaricales; Psathyrellaceae
Product: transcription factor iiia
Exons: 5
Coding region: 1-1434 (477 amino acids)
Biological process (GO): regulation of transcription by RNA polymerase II
Cellular component (GO): nucleus
Source: RefSeq, a predicted model, not a curated record
AUGGCGACCCAAGUAACGACGCUGACCGUGCUUGGGAAGCGCAAGAGCCCAGGAUCUCAUGUCGGAACCCUGAGACUGGUCGGGAGUGCAUCAGAAGUAUCGUGCUCUGAGCACUCCGACUUUGAACCAGAGAUCGUCAAGAACACCGCCAAACCGGUCCUGAUCAACGGCAAGCUCACGACUGGCACCAAAAAGCGCUAUCAGUGUACCUACGCUGGGUGCAGCAAGGCUUAUACAAAGCCUUCUAGACUGGCGAAACACGAGAGGACGCACACAGGAGAGAGACCCUUCGUCUGCGACACUUGCCAAAAAUCCUACUUUAGAGAAUCCCAUCUGCAGGCACACACUAGAACACAUCAACCCGAGGCAUCUCGACCCCUCGCAUGUGAUGUCAAAGGCUGCGGUAAACGGUUCUGGACUACUCAGCACCUCAAAGUCCACCAGGACUGGCACAAUGGUGCUAAGCCAUUCCUUUGUACAAAAGAGGAUUGUUGCGAGGCAUUUUCAAAACACCACCAACUGCGGGCUCAUAUCGCGGAAUUCCACUCCCCGCCCGGGACCAAACCCUAUAUCUGCGACCACGAAGGAUGCACCAAGUCAUUUAGCACCAAUCAACAUCUAAGAGCUCAUAAAAAGACCCACGAUCCUCACAGAUAUACAUGUGUUCACGCCGAUUGUCUCGCCAAAUCGGAAGAAACACCGAACUUUUUUCCAAACUGGACUGCUCUACAAAAUCACAUCCGCACUGCCCAUCCACCCACAUGUCACCAUGAUUCUUGUAGUGGCCGAACGUUCGCCUCCCAAAAAGGCUUGAGAGCUCAUCUCAAGCUGCACGAAGAGCGGGAAUUGGAAGCGCAGAUUCGUGGACAUGUUGAUUCUGACGCAGAAGAGGAUCUUGGACCUCCCAAGAAGCGGAGGCGUGGUGGUGAAAUAGGGCGAGACUGGAAGUGUGAUUUCGACGGGUGCACCAAAGACUUCAAAUCUAAAAAAGCGAUGACGAUCCACAAAAACGUCACGCACCUCGGGAAACGCGAUUUCGUAUGUCCAGACUGCGACAAAGCCUUUGGGUACAAACACCUUCUCCAGCGCCACACCGCAAAAUCCCAUUCUCAAAAUAGUUCGGACGAGGAGGGAGAUUCAGAAAGUACAACCUCAGACGAUGAGAAGCCAAAUCAUAUCGAACUUAUUACCGGCAAAACCUACUCGACCCAAGCCCAGCUCAAAGUCUCCCAAGGCAAAGCAGCGACUUGUCCUUUCCCUGAUCUCGAAGGCCUUGUGCAAUACCGGAUACCCAACACUGGCGACAUCAAACCGUGUGCGCACAUUUUCUCAAGGCUGUACGAUCUCAGGCGGCACUUGGCCGCCACCCAUGGUGUCAGGGUUGAAAAGGAGGUUCUUCGGGAAUGGAUGGAGAGGCGGAAGUCUGCGUCGUAA